UGCUUGGCACAGAUUUCAUUCUUAAUAAUUAUUUCUCCCACAAACACAUUAAUGAACUGUAUUUUUCUCAGAUUUGUGAUUUUCCAUGAGGCCUAAGAUAGUGUUUGGCAAACGGAGUAUCCAGAGGUGACUGGUAAUUAGUCCCACUGACCAAGAGGGAACUUCUUCCCCCAGAAUAUUGUCUGUCUUGGGAUUUAGUAAACCUAGGUAGAGAGGGAGCUGAACUUUGUAGUCCAAGGUGGUGAAUAAGGAUGAUCAUUACACACAGUAAGUUCAUUAGUAAUCUGGGCUGUCUCUCUUUCAUACUGAAGGAGCCAUGAAGGAAGGAAACCAGUCCUCUACCUUGGGUUUCAUUCUGCUGGGAAUUACUGGUCAACAACAGCAGGAAGAUGUCUUCUUCAUUCUCUUCCUGUUUAUUUACCCCAGCACACUGAUUGGAAAUCAGCUCAUCAUCUUGGCCAUUCGUUCCGACAUUCGCCUUCACAACCCCAUGUACUUUUUCCUUGCCAAUCUCUCCUUAGUUGACAUCCUCUUCUCAUCUGUAACCGUCCCUAAGAUGCUAGCAAACCAUCUCUUGGGCAGCAAAACCAUUUCCUUUGAAGAAUGCCUAACACAGAUGUAUUUCAUGAUUGCCUUGGGUACAACAGAUAGCUAUAUCUUGGCUGUGAUGGCAUAUGAUCGUGUGGUAGCCAUCAGCCGCCCUCUUCAUUACACAAUAAUUAUCAGUGCGAGGUCUUGCUUUCUGCUUGUUGUUGGGUCUUGGGUAAUUGCAAAUGCCAGUACCCUCCCCAACGUUCUGCUCACAUCUAGUCUGUCCUUCUGUGGCAACCACGAAUUGGCCAACUUCUACUGUGACAUUUCCUCUUUGCUCAAGUUGUCCUGUUCUGAUAUCCACUUUAAUGUGAAAAUGAUGCACAUAGGGGUUGGUGUUUUCUGUGUGCCGUUAAUGUGCAUCAUUAUCUCGUAUGUUCUAAUCUUUUCCAUUGUCCUACGUGUUCCAUCCACUAAGGGCAUGCUCAAAGCCUUCUCUACCUGUGGCUCCCACUUCACAGUUGUUUCUUUGUAUUAUGGGACAGUGAUGGGCGUGUAUUUUUGUCCUCUGACCAGUUACAGCCAGAAGGAUGCAGUGAUAACUGUGAUGUAUACAGCAGUGACCCCAAUGUUAAAUCCUUUCAUCUACAGUAUGAGAAACCAGGACAUGAAAGCUGCCUUGCGGAAACUCUUCAGCAAGAGAAUUUCCUCUUAAACAACUUGAGGUCAUAUAUUGGGAAGGGCAGUCACCACUAAACAUGCACAUAAGAUUCCAGCCCCAAUGUCAUCCCUCUCCAUGAAACCGUCAUUGAUCUUUCCAGCCAGACAAUUCCUCUUCUCAAAAAUCUUGUAAUAGUUUGAUGAGACAUCUUACUGACACUUUGUACACGUUGUUGCUGCUUUUGUCAGAGUGA
Messenger RNA from Loxodonta africana (African savanna elephant), 1445 nucleotides. RefSeq names its product olfactory receptor 1A1-like. The transcript has a single exon. The coding region runs from base 317 to 1246 and encodes 309 amino acids. Gene Ontology annotation, biological process: G protein-coupled receptor signaling pathway. The record is from RefSeq and is a predicted model, not a curated record. Gene Ontology annotation, cellular component: plasma membrane. Gene Ontology annotation, molecular function: olfactory receptor activity; G protein-coupled receptor activity. Lineage: Eukaryota; Metazoa; Chordata; Mammalia; Proboscidea; Elephantidae.